AUGGAGUCGUCUCGCGGCCCUCCCAGGGUCAAGAACAAGGCCCCCGCGCCGAUCCAGAUCUCAGCGGAGCAGCUGCUCCGCGAGGCGGUUGACCGGCAGGAGCCCGCGUUGCAGGCGCCGACGCAGCGAUUCGCGGACCUCGAAGAACUGCACGAGUACCAGGGCCGCAAGCGAAAGGAGUUUGAAGACUAUGUGCGCCGCAAUCGGAUUAACAUGAACAACUGGAUGCGGUAUGCAGCCUGGGAACUGGAGCAGAAGGAAUUCCGGCGGGCGCGAUCGAUCUUUGAGCGGGCGCUGGACGUCAACCCGACCUCGGUGGUGCUCUGGAUCCGGUACAUCGAGUCGGAGAUGCGGAAUCGCAACAUCAACCAUGCGAGGAACUUGCUGGACCGGGCGGUCACCAUCUUGCCCCGGGUGGACAAGCUCUGGUACAAGUAUGUGUACAUGGAGGAGACGCUGGGGAAUAUUCCGGGCACGCGGCAGGUGUUUGAGCGGUGGAUGUCAUGGGAGCCGGAGGAGGGCGCCUGGAGUGCGUAUAUCAAGCUUGAGAAGCGGUACAAUGAGUUUGAGCGCGCGCGCGCGAUCUUCCAGCGGUUUACUAUCGUUCACCCGGAGCCGAGGAACUGGAUCAAAUGGGCCCGGUUCGAGGAGGAGUAUGGGACGAGUGAGUUGGUGCGGGAAGUCUACGGGAUGGCGAUUGAGACCCUGGGGGAGGAUUUCAUGGAUGAGAAGCUCUUCAUCGCGUACGCCAAGUUCGAGGCGAAGCUCAAGGAGUAUGAGCGGGCGCGAGCGAUCUACAAGUACGCCUUGGACCGGCUGCCCCGUUCCAAGGCGAUGGCGCUUCACAAGGCCUACACAACGUUCGAGAAGCAGUUCGGCGACCGGGAGGGCGUCGAGGAUGUGAUCCUGUCCAAGCGCCGGGUGCAAUACGAGGAACAGCUCAAGGAGAACCCGCGAAACUACGAUGUCUGGUUUGACUUUGCACGGUUGGAAGAAACGUCGGGCGAUCCGGACCGGGUUCGAGAUGUCUAUGAACGGGCGAUUGCGCAGAUCCCUCCGUCGCAGGAGAAGCGGCACUGGCGACGGUACAUCUACCUGUGGAUCUUCUACGCCAUCUGGGAGGAGAUGGAGGCCAAGGACGUUGACCGGGCCCGCCAGAUCUACACGGAAUGCCUGAAGCUGGUCCCCCACAAGAAGUUUACAUUUGCCAAGAUCUGGCUGCUGAAAGCGCAGUUCGACAUCCGCCAGAUGGAUCUGCCGGCGGCGCGCAAGACGCUGGGCCAGGCGAUUGGGAUGUGCCCCAAGGACAAGGUCUUCCGGGGUUACAUCGACCUCGAGCGGCAGCUGUUCGAGUUCGUGCGGUGCCGGACCCUGUACGAAAAGCAGAUCGAAUGGAACCCGUCCAACAGCCAAUCGUGGAUCCAGUACGCUGAACUGGAACGGGGCCUGGAUGACUCGGAGCGUGCUCGGGCGAUUUUCGAGCUGGGGAUCGACCAGCCGACGCUGGAUAUGCCGGAGCUCGUGUGGAAGGCGUACAUUGACUUUGAAGAGUACGAAGGCGAGUACGACCGGGUGCGGCAGCUGUACGAGCGUCUCCUGCAGAAGACGGACCAUGUCAAGGUGUGGAUCAACUACGCGCGGUUCGAGAUCAACGUGCCGGAGGAGGAGGAAGAAGAAGAGGAGGAAGAGGAGGAGCGGCCGGUCAGCGAGGAGGCCAAGCGGCGGGCGCGCGCGGUGUUCGAACGGGCGCACAAGGUGUUCAAGGAGAAGGAGAUGAAGGAAGAGCGAGUGGAACUUCUCAAUGCCUGGCGGGCCUUCGAACAUACGCACGGAUCACCCGAGGACAUCGACAAGAUCGAGAAGCAGAUGCCGCGGCGGGUCAAGAAGCGACGCAAGCUGGACGACGACCGGUACGAGGAGUACAUGGACUAUGUGUUCCCGGCGGACGACCAGUCCGCGGCGAACCUGUCGAAACUGCUGCAGAAGGCGCACGAAUGGAAGAUGGCUCAGGGGCAGGCAUGA
This is a messenger RNA of Aspergillus thermomutatus, 2022 nucleotides long. RefSeq names its product putative cell cycle control protein (Cwf4) (gene clf1). The transcript is spliced from 2 exons. Bases 1 to 2022 code for a protein of 673 amino acids. Gene Ontology annotation, cellular component: U2-type catalytic step 2 spliceosome; post-mRNA release spliceosomal complex; precatalytic spliceosome. Gene Ontology annotation, biological process: spliceosomal complex assembly; mRNA splicing, via spliceosome. Gene Ontology annotation, molecular function: protein binding. The record is from RefSeq and is a predicted model, not a curated record. Lineage: Eukaryota; Fungi; Ascomycota; Eurotiomycetes; Eurotiales; Aspergillaceae.